Protopterus annectens (West African lungfish) is the source of this 1422-nucleotide messenger RNA. It is a transcript of the gene IKZF3, whose product is annotated as IKAROS family zinc finger 3. Gene Ontology annotation, molecular function: RNA polymerase II cis-regulatory region sequence-specific DNA binding; DNA-binding transcription factor activity. Bases 86 to 1351 code for a protein of 421 amino acids. The record is from RefSeq and is a predicted model, not a curated record. The transcript has 8 exons. Gene Ontology annotation, biological process: regulation of transcription by RNA polymerase II. NCBI's taxonomy places the organism in Eukaryota, Metazoa, Chordata, Ceratodontiformes, Protopteridae.
UGUCUUCAGGGCUGAUGAUACAGAACAUGUGGAAGAACCUGAGAGAAUAAACAGCUUCCCACAACAGUACAGGGAAUAUGAGAGUAUGCAUUUGGAAAGGCAUUCAAUUCUGUAUGAUGGAAAAUCUGUUAAUGGCAAACUGAACUGUGAUAUCUGUGGACUUGCGUGCGUUAGUCUUAAUGUCCUUAUGGUACACAAACGUAGUCACACAGGAGAGCGUCCAUUCCACUGUACUGAGUGUGGAGCCUCUUUUACACAGAAAGGAAAUCUGCUUCGUCACAUCAAGCUGCACACAGGAGAGAAACCAUUCAAGUGUCACCUCUGUAGCUAUGCGUGCCAGAGGAGGGAUGCUCUGGCAGGUCACCUGCGUACACAUUCUGUUGAAAAACCAUUCAAGUGUGAGUUUUGUGGGCGAAGUUACAAGCAACGAAGUUCUUUGGAAGAACAUAAAGAACGUUGCCACAACAUUUCACAGUGUAAUAAUUUGUUCUUCCAGUCCUCUGUAUACUCUUCUUGCAAAGGUCAGAGCAAUCAAAAACAUAUAACUGAAGACUUAUCAGAGAUGGGCACUGAGAGAGCACUUGUUUUGGAUCGGCUGGCAAGCAACGUGGCCAAAAGAAAAAGUUCAAUGCCUCAGAAAUUUACUGGUGAAAAGCGCCACUGCAUGGACCUCUCAUACAGUUCCAGCUUUAUGUAUGAGAAGGAAGCUGAAAUAAUGCAAAGUAGAAUGAUGGACCAGGCCUUAAGCAAUGCAAUCACUUACCUCACACCAGAAGCACUGCGACCUCUAGUGCAAACUACAUCAGCUACCACAUCAGAAAUGCUACCUGUCAUCAGCAGUCUGUACCCUAUAGCACUUACCCGCUCUGCUGAAAUUCCAAAUGGGCAUGUGCAGCCAGUGAAUGGUACUACUCCCCACCUCAAGUCUAAACGCCAUUCUUCAGAAAGGGGGCCUUCCCCAAACAACAGUGGACCUGAUUCUACAGACACUGAAAGCAAUCAUGAGGACCGGGUUAACAGCUACCAGCAGAAACACCUGAUCUUAGCUCAGACACACAAUGGGUUGCACCCCAUGAAAGAAAUGCCAAGGCCUUAUGACUUUAUCAAGACACCCUCUGUUCCCUCUCGUGAUGCCUUUAAAGUGAUCAGCAGGGAAGGAGAGUUGAUGGGGGUGUACAAGUGUGACCACUGCCGUGUGUUGUUCUUGGACUACGUGAUGUACACUAUUCACAUGGGUUGUCAUGGUUUCCGUGAUCCAUUUGAGUGCAAUGUGUGUGGUUACAGGAGUCACGACAGAUAUGAAUUCUCAUCUCACAUAGCCAGAGGAGAACAUAGAGCUUCUAUGAAGUGAACCAUGUGACCAGAAGGCUAACUAUCCUACUGUCAAAUCCUAUUGUAACUAUAUGUAUUUAUGUGUGUGUG